Messenger RNA from Hansenula ciferrii, 372 nucleotides. Its product is annotated as profilin. Gene Ontology annotation, molecular function: actin monomer binding. The record is from RefSeq and is a predicted model, not a curated record. Gene Ontology annotation, cellular component: cell cortex. The transcript has 2 exons. The coding region runs from base 1 to 372 and encodes 123 amino acids. NCBI's taxonomy places the organism in Eukaryota, Fungi, Ascomycota, Saccharomycetes, Phaffomycetales, Wickerhamomycetaceae.
AUGUCCUGGGAAUAUAACUUAGUGGCUUCUGGUAAGAUUGACAAAGCUGCCAUUUAUUCAAGAGAUGGUGACAAUAUUUUGGCUCAAUCAGACAACUUCUCUCUCGCUGAUCAAGAGAUCAAAUCACUAGUUGCUGGUUUUGAGGACCCGUCGAGUUUCCUAAGUAGUGGUUUACGUUUAGAGGAUCAAACAUAUAGGGUCACUAAGGCUGAUGAUCGUGGUGUUUAUGGUAAAAAUGGUGCAGAAGGUGCUCUUGCAGUAAGAACUAACCAAUCCAUUUUGAUUGCACAUUAUCCAGCUGGUGUUCAAGCACCUGAAGCUAAUACUGUUGUUGAAAAAUUAGCUGAUUUUUUAAUUAUGAAUAAUUAUUAG